Messenger RNA from Owenia fusiformis, 668 nucleotides. NCBI's taxonomy places the organism in Eukaryota, Metazoa, Annelida, Polychaeta, Sabellida, Oweniidae. The record is from the annotation of a GenBank genome assembly.
GGUGGAAGUCGAUCCCGAACGUGUCAAUACAAUGGCGAAUGGACUGGAACCGAAACUGUUUGCGAAAAGUCAGACCGUGUCAAGCAAUGUGAUGAUAUAAAGGUAGACAAUGGGAAAACAGAAGGAAAUGGUAGACGACGCGGUGAUCUCCGUGUGUAUAGUUGCAAAAACGGCUACACGCUAAGUGGAAGUGAAGAACGUACGUGUUUGUCGAACGGAGAAUGGUCCGGCACGGAGCCCGAGUGUACCCCGGAUAUCGGCGGUGUGGCUGCUCAGAAGGUUUGUAGCCCAUUUGAAUGUCCAGAUGGAUGGAGCCUUGUUCCUGACAGUACAGAGACAACCACUCGUUGCGUAUCGGGCGAACAAGUCACUUGUAUAUCCAUGGUUACAACAACAAUGAAUCACUUAUGAAUGUCUACAGCUUAGAAUACUACGGUAAUGCAUACAUGAGGCCUAUCAACAAGAAAAGGACAAGACUUACUUAUCUAAAGAUGAUAUAUUGAUAAUAUUAUAUUCUAAAAUCAUUUAGUUAAAUUUAUUUUUCAUAAUACACACUGUACAUAGAGGGAAUCAGAAACGGAACGCAUGGAGGUCCCUGCAUUCAGUUUAUUGUAAAAUAAAACGCUGGUGUUAAAAUAAAUAUGGUUGUAGUUUGGCGCAAAAUGAAA